Messenger RNA from Megalobrama amblycephala (Wuchang bream), 9816 nucleotides. RefSeq names its product protein shisa-9. Gene Ontology annotation, cellular component: AMPA glutamate receptor complex; dendritic spine membrane; postsynaptic membrane. The transcript has 5 exons. Bases 1385 to 2623 code for a protein of 412 amino acids. Gene Ontology annotation, biological process: regulation of AMPA receptor activity; regulation of short-term neuronal synaptic plasticity. Lineage: Eukaryota; Metazoa; Chordata; Actinopteri; Cypriniformes; Xenocyprididae. The record is from RefSeq and is a predicted model, not a curated record.
AAAAAAACCUGCAAAACGCGCCGGCGCGUUUUUAGACCUCAAAGUGUUAAAGGCUUUAUUUGACAUGAAAUUGUGGUCAUAAACACAAAAAAGGUUGGCCUGAACUGCUUUUAUAUCCCCAUUCAUGUCAAAAUCAAACCUACGCACUUGACUGACGCACUAAAAAAAAAAAAAAAGAAAGAAAAAAAACGGAAAGCAGGUUGUGGAGACAGUGAGAGCAGGUAAACAUAUGGCAAAGAGGAGGCAGGAACAGACAGAAACAGGGGGAAAUGACAGGAAUAUUUUUGAACAGUGAGAACAAAACAUGGGACAAAGGAGGGAGAAGGUGUCAAUGACAGAGAAAAAAAAAAGGAAGGGUGGGGGGGGGCGAGUCAGCAAACGAGAUACGCUCAUUCGCUCACGAGACAAACUGAGUGAGAGAGAGAGAGAGAGAGGGAGGGAGAGGGAGAGCGCAAGCCACUAUCAUUCGUUCCUGACUCCACACGGGAACACACCAUCCCUGGAACACGGAAUCAGGCAGGCUGGGAACGGAGAAACAGGAAUGCACUGGGACGAAAAAACUGAGGAGAAUAAAGAUUACCUGCCAUCUGUUGGUCUGCCUCACUCAUCUGUCAUCCACUGUCACUUUUUCUUUUUCUGAGGAGAACUUCUUCAGAGCCUCCAGUGAAAACACAUACAUAUAGAGAUAUAUCUAUAACAAUCCUAUACAUAUAUCAAUAUACAGUAUGCCUGUUUUCAUAAACAGCGUAUGGGGGACAGAACUGAGCAGAAGGAAGACACCUUGAUUGUGAAAACAAAAGCAUCAGGAGGACCAAAGAACAACAGAUAUUCCUUUGAGGGAACAGAACGGUGGAAAACACAGAAUGACUUGUAGAUUACCUACGAACUGUAGCGUGAGGCAUCUCUUCCUCGCUGGCAUCAUGCAAUGUUCGGUAGGACAAAGAUCACGGAUAAGGCUCGAUUCCAACGCCGUGAUUCCUUCAGGCUUCUGAAUUGGAAUUCUACCAAGUGCUGUUUUGUUUUUUUUCUCUCGGGCCACGAAACAGUUUUUCUCAAGGUGAGAUCCUUGAAUCUGGAGUCUCUCCAAAGGGGAGGAAUCUUGCUCGCUCUCGCUCUCUCCCUGUAGUGAUGACAACAGCGAGCAUGUUGUGUGCUGAAGUGGAGUGGAAAGCUCUCCGUCUUGUUCACUGAUGAGGGCUGCUUUCCCUGUAUCAGCUUGCCGGACAACAAGUCAGCAAUAAACCUGCUCUAAACUUGGAGACAUAACUCUUUGCUCAGCAAACUUGCUUUUUUGGUUCACAUUAACUACACUCCACUAGCCUAAUUGUCCCCAGUGGCGCUGUUGCAUUUUUGGAUACGCAUUGUGGGAUUACUAAAGAGGACCAUGGCUGCCUCACACCUGUUUUUGAAUGUGUUAACUGCUAUUUUGCUGUUGAGCUACGUUUCUUACGGUCAAAAAGCCAACACUGCCAGCACAGGUGUGCAAGCCACCAAUCGGACGGCUGCUCCGUCGGGUGCUCCGGAGGUCACUCUUGCGACCCCGGGGUCAGACGCAGAGGAAAUCCCGUCAGUCGGGAGCCGUUGUUGGGGUUACUAUGACGUGAUGGGGCAAUGGGAUCCUCCGUUUAACUGUAACGCGGGAAUCUACCUGUUCUGCUGCGGCUCCUGCUUCUAUCGAUUUUGCUGCCAGUUCAAGGUCCACAGCCUGGACCAGACGUCUUGUUCCAACUACGACACGCCGGUGUGGGCCAACACUGGCAAGCCGGCAGCUCCGGUGACGGAUGUCCAGGAGGAACCGGAUCGAGACCGCACUCACAUGAUCGUGUACAUAAUAUGUGGAGUGGUGGCCAUCAUGGUGCUGGUUGGGAUCUUCACCAAACUGGGCCUGGAAAAAAGUCAAGGAGGACAGACGGACAUGACAAACUCCAGGGCCCUGACAGAACUGCUGAAACAGCCAGGCGAGGCCGGGGGCGUGGACAGAGGAGGAGGCCACCACCCAAUCGGAUCCAAUGGCAUCUCUGGCAGGUCAAUGCGCACCAACAACGAGCAUAACCACCUGAAUAACGUCACGUUUCCUCCUUUGAGUCCUGCAAUGGCUCUGUCCCAGCCACACAACAACCUGGGCUACAACAAAUACUCCUCUCUCAAGACUAUGGACACUACAGCAAGGGAUUACUACCCCAAGAGCUACCCUAUGAUGGAUUACACACACCGCCAAUCCUCGCCUGCAACCUUCCAGCCCAUUGCUUUCCACCCAAAAGAUAAACCCUUCCUUCCACCUCCAGACAUCCAUACUCCUUUGGCCAUCACCAUUACAUCGGCCCAAGUUCCCAAGCCCAAGAUCUCCAAGACCAAUACCCACCCACUCACCUCAACCUCGGCCUUCAAAGUCUGGGACCCCAACAAGAGUCAUGUCCAACAUCAGGUCCCUCUCAUGGCACAGUCACAGCCACCACUGUCCCAACCUAACUGUCGGCGCCAGGCUUUCACCAACAAGCGGCAGUUUAGUAUUGAGACUCUUCCAGAGUUGUUCACCCAGCCUCUGGGGUACGGACAGUCUCCACACCUUCACCCGAAACACAAGGGACUGCCCACGAACAGCAAAACGGAAGUGACGGUCUGAGGGGAAAGUCUAGAAAGGACACAACCACAAGAAAGCAUGAUUUUGAUUAGACACUGCAACUGGAUGGAUGUGAAAGCCUUUGCACAUGUGUUUCAGUUAUAUUUGUAGUAUAUUCCCUACUUGUACAUGUUUUGGACUAGAUUUAUAUUCAUUGUUCUAUAAUAUAGAGAACUGAAGGGAAAAAUGUUGCAUGGUCUAGAUUCUGAUUCGUGAUGGGCCUCAAAUCCCUAGUGAUCCAACUUCCCCCUAACAUUCUGGCCUUGUACUGCUGGUCUUCAGAUGUCUCUUGUGGCCCUGACCCAUGUGUCCGAUAGCAAAAGGCAGGAGCCCUCACCUCAGGAGCUUCACACCCUUUCAGACAAGGCCAUUGUGCUGUCAACUUCUAUCAGCCAAGAGCUUCCACACAGUGAGCUAUUAUUCAGACAAUUCUAGACCACUGAGGACAAAGAACAGCGAGGAAGCAUAAGGAAGAGGACAGUGAAGAAAUCAAGGUGUCCUGUGAGAGAGAAGGAGAGAGAAAGAGAGUUUAUGAUGUCUAAGGGUUUGUUAUUUCAGUCAAUGGAUAAGGGACUAGGUGAAAUUGGCAAAGUCCAACAUCCCUAGGACUCUUUACCUCAACACCUUCAUCAAAGGAUGCAUUCCAGCACUUGUUUAGGGAGCAGAACACCAACAUCACUUCAAGUCAUAGCUAUUCUGGCUGCUUCUAUUUCAAACUCUUGUUCGAGAGGUAAAGACAAGGUCAAUGAGCAAGUCUCUAUUACCGACAGACCUCAAGAGAGACUUUUCAGGGGACAAAAGUCGCCCGCAGAGAUAAGGUGCCAUAGUGACGGAGGAGCACACAACUAGGUGAACAAGUCCGGCAAUGUCAUAUGUAGCACUGCCAAAACAACUUUCCUAAAAUGACCAAUGUGUAUUCUUUGCAAUAUCUGUCAAACAGCCUGCUUCCUCUGAAUACUUCCAAAUGUAAAUAAUUACACUUUUGGUGAAAGCAAGAACGUAUUUUACCGAUCGUUUGGUGGCCAAAUCUAGCAUGUAGCGGCAAUACCUACACCCUAUUGUAGCACCCUAAUGCACACGGCAUGGAAAACCAUUAAAUCUGGUGCUGGGCAUCGGUUUCAGAGUGAAGAGUUUAGGUGUCUCUGGAAUUGCUCAAGAGACCAGGAAAAAUGGUAGCAAUGCUAGGCCUAUCUGUCCUCUCCCGCCUGGGGCCAAAUGACUGAUGGAUACAGCUGUCAAACUCACUCACUUUCUGCUCUUCCAAGCUGUUCCCAGCCAGGCGUUUGGCUGCCACACUGCCACAGAACAGCAGGGGGCGCUGUAAUUGAUGAUGGCCUGCUUCUAAUACAGCAGAUUCGAAAAUAUGUUCUCCAGUGCUUUCUGUAGACUUGUUCUUUUCUUGUCUGUUUUGUCUUUUUCAUCCACAAUGGAUCUGAAUGGAGAUUUAGCAUUCUUCCUCGAAGACAAAUGCAAGGUGACAAAACAAAAUUUAAUUAUGCACCAAUUUAAAGGAGACCUGCAGAAAUGUGUGAUGGUGACCUCUUGCUUCUUUACAUGACAAUAAAGCAUCUGUGUACUGAGCAAACAGAUGUGUCUAAAAAGUAGCACACUUUGUUUGAACAGCCUUGUGAGAUUUUACGGGCCAAUGACAACUAAUGUACAAGCCACCUAGGGACUUAUUCAAGAGUGUGAAAUGUUCAGAGUUCAACGAAACUGCUCCUUUGGGCUGCUUGCAAAUAAAACGGCAAGAGGCAGAGAUGGAUUAUUGAACUCGGAACGAGAACACUAGAUUCCAUUAUACUCAUUGCAGUACACUUUACAGCAAUUGAGCUUGUAAUGAACUAUAAAAAGGGACAAAAAAGGAAGUUCUCUCUCUCUAUUCUCACCAGAUUCAUUUUGGAGUUAAUUUCAACUUCUGGACCAACUCCAGGGACAGCAGCUCCAAAAAUAUGACAGCAAAUACAGUUACAGCAUGUUCCUGGAUGGCUAUUUUCAACCGUUGAAUUGAUGUGAGGAUGUAUCAACAUGCUCUCAUGGGUCAGCGUCGAGUCAAACUAUCCUGAGCUACAGUGAUGCUUCAUUUUGUCUCAGUGGCAAUUUUCUCCAGAGUGUCAUUGGGUUUCAGGGGCAAACCCUGGAGGACAGACACGUCUGGCACAGAGAUGUCAAGCGAUGCCAAGGUGAGCCAGCUACACAACCCUCUGCCUGGAACGGAGCCACUUUGUGUGCCAGGAGGUCAUGAAGUCUGUCUUUGAGGAAUGCUCGAGAAGAGCAGAGUAGAUUUAUCUGUCAAUAAAACCACAGUGACAAAGAUCAGCUUAAAACCUGAAUCAAAUGAGGAAUAACUUCCUGGAAUAAACUUUGUACAAAUCAAGUAAAGCACUGGAUUGGUCAGGUUACUUCUUUAAUUCUGCAGGUUAAAGACUAAAAAGUGAAAUCAAGUGAUGGUGUGUGCAUUCACAUCUGUCACAAAGAAACACAAGGUGUAAAUAUCUUCUUCCGAAUUCCUUCGGUGUGAAGACUCGUUUCCAGUGGUUAUUUUAAACCACCCAAAUAAGCUGAAUGACUGUUGUUUCUGAGUUCUUCUUAACAUACAAGUGUUCUACCUGUGAUGUGAAUGCCACCGGGUAGCAUUUUAUCUUUAGCAAUAUAUGAUGUACUUUUUACUGUUUAUGUACUAUUUGCAAUGUUGUUUUUUUGUACCGUAAGCGUAAACGGAAUCAGAGUCGAGCCUGCCGCAGUUGACAACCAUUUGACGGAGAUGAAGUGCUUCCGAAUUUUAACACCCUUCUCACUUUCCUUACUAACUUAAAAGAUGUCUUGCCAUAUUUUAAGCUUGCGCUAUAUGUAUAAAGCAUAUGCUUUAUUUAAUCAUUUUUAAAAGAUGUAUUAUAACCAAUGCUUGAAUGACAUCUUAGUUGCCAGUCCAGAGACAUGUAAUAUGUAUAUUAGAGAAUCACAUUGUUCCCAUUUGUUUGAUGGCUCCAUUCGUUUGGUGGUAUGUUUGACCAAUCUAAUCUUAUGCACUAUUCUAAGCUGUACCUUUUGUCGAUGUAUAAUUAGGAUGAAUUCUACUAAGGGCUUUUAAAGAGGCGUGUGCUCUUAAGAGGAGUUGCCCGUAUUCAACAUGGAAAGGGUUAGUUUUUCCCAAUGCAAUGAGGAGUACAUUUGCUUGUGUUGAGUGGACAGAGCUUACUUUGGUGAAUUCUGUUUUGUGAUCAAAAGUUGAGAAAGUUUCUAGCUAUAACACACUCAUGGGUUGUGUAAUACCAUCCAUCGCCAAGCAAAAAAUGUUCCCUUCUUAAGAAAACAGGAAUGUUCUUGUUUGAACCCAGAAAAGAUAUGCAAAAAUGUGUUAAAGGUAUAUGAGAGCUUAUUACAGGCAUGGAAAAAGACAACUGCUCUAAGAUUGAACUUACCAGCAUUAAAGGAAAUCCAAAGCCAGCUACAGCACUGCAGGUUGAUCCUAAUUAAAAGUCACUGGUUAAAUCAUCGAUAAAAAGGACGUCAGGAAGACUAAUUAGGCUUGUCUGUUAACUUAAACAAGGCCAGGUUUUUUUUUACCGCAGCACUAGCAUUGAGAAAUUUCUCCUGUCACAUUUGUGUUUUACAUGUUUACUGAUUAUAUACGCCCGUUUAUUCAUACAUCAGGUUUAAAAGAGCAAAAAGUUUAAUAUAUAUAUAUAAAUAAUGUGUAAAAAUGUAUGUAUAUGAUGUGAAUAUAAUGCAGCAUUAGUUUACAGCCUUUCACAAAUACACACACACUCUAGAGCUGAGGAUUUGAGAUUGUAAACACAGUGUUUUGUGCGUGUAAACUUUUCAAAUGCUUUUCUGGGUGCAGCCAGCUGAUGUUACAUCAUGUCCUGAGAUGUGACACGACACGUUUAUAAGUAAUUUAUUUGUCCAAAAUACCAUGCAAACACUGCAACAGUGACUGGUUUCUGGAAGUAUUAUUUCCAAAUGAUAUUUCAGUGAACCAAGCCAAUGGCUCUGAGAUCAAUCAUUCAAUCAACAUUUAAGAAAAAAGUAUUUUGAAUUUAAAAAAGGGAAAAAGAGACAAAAGCAUAAGACUAUACUGAGCAUUUUUUGAUGAAGUGAUGAAGUUCUCAAACCAAAAAGCACUGCAAAUGAUGUAAAAUGUAAAAUGAUUCAUUAUCAAAGUCAUUGAUUAUCAGAAAUAGUAUUGAGUAUAAUGUUUGAAAAUAUUCAAACAUAAAACUUUAAUUAUACCAUUAGCAGUGCUUUAUGGGAUCAAUGGGGAUUUUACUUCCUGUUGUGCUCUAGCAAGCAGGAUUUUGGACCAAUAAGAUUUCACCGUGGGCGGGGCUACCCAACACAAUGCUAUAAUAGUCAUGUCUGGUUAGGACACAGGUUCCCUUGCUGAGAUAAACAACACAGUAUACUCUUUCCCUUCCUUUAGCUCGGUGUCAUCAGCAUUCACUCUCUCUUUUCCACUCAUCCUAGCUUCCUCUUCUAACUCCUCAAGGCUCAAUGGACGUUCACAUUAAAUUCGAUUAAAUUGUUGGGGGUCACAGAGUCUAUCCUGUCUGCAUUCUUAAUGGCAGUCACCAUAUUACAUGGUAGUUUAUUUGCAUAAAAUUGAACCUACAUUAACUUUGGGGAUCUUGUCGCUUGUGUCACCCAGUUAAUUGUCAUCCCUCGAUAAAAAUGGCAAAUCACCGUCAGUGUGAACGUCCAGUCAUCAUCCAUCUUCAAAAUGACAUAAAUGUAAACAGGACCUGUAGACAGGGGUGUAAGAAAUACUGAGAAAAUAUACUCUUGUAUGGGUACUGUGUCGAUCAAUAUCACGAUUUUUGAUCAUGGUGAGACUUCAAAAAAUUCGACAUCAAACCCUUGAACUGUAGUGUAAUUGUACAUAGCUUUUAAAACAAAUGAAAUCAUUUUGGCAUUUCAGACUUUGUUUGGUAAAGUAACUUUGAUGCAAAGCAUAUUUAACCGUAUUUGUCUUCAAUGUCCCGAAUAUAUAAGACUCUAGGACACUAAAAUGCGUUUAGUGCUAAACUGAAAUUAAUAAUGCAUUGUGCAGAUCGAACAUGUUUGAGUCAAAUUCAUUUUCAACAAUGGUUACAAUAUGUUGUGGUGAUUGAUGAGAUGUCUUUUAACAAGGAUGAAUGACUAUACUUUGACCAAUUACAGUACAUUUUACAUUGAUUUUACUGCUUGUUUCUUUGGAUUCCGGGACCAGUGUUGCCAAGUCUGCGGCUUUCCGGUGGAACUACUUUUACACUGUUGCCACGUGUUGUUUUUCAUGUCCGCGGACUGAAUCAACCCAAAAUAAUGUUAUAUUUAGCGCAUUAAAUGCGAUUUUACCAGGGGAGCCCCGCCAAAAACUUGAAUUUUCACCCCCGGAAAGCAAUUUUUACCGUGGGGCCCCCCCUAAAAUGCAAUUGGGCUAAUUUCGGGCAAGUUUUGAGGAGCAAUUGGGCGGGUUUUGUUGUGAAAACCUGGCAACCCUGUGCGGGACCUUGAUAUGCCUUUUUUAGUUAAAUAAGGCUAACAAAAUUAUAUAUUUUUAAUAAAAGAAUAGAAAAGAAUUUCCAGAACGCAACAUUUUCAAGUACCUUAUACCCUUGCCUACAGGAACCCGAGCAGCCAGAACUUCAACUACUGCACCAUCUCACACUUGGACAGUUUCAUUGAUUAUAAUCUAGUUUUGUCGUAUCACUCACUUGCAGUGUAGACCUCAUAUUACAGUAGUCUCUCUCUCCUUCCUUCUCUCUCUGUCACUGUCUCGUUUGUGUUUGUUCCUCCGUCUCUCAUCGGAACAGUGGGAGGCGUAAGUCUCAGCUGUCGGUGAUAUCUAAGUUAAUAUGGGUCUCCUGAGGCUGGGGAGAGAGAGAAAUGGAGGAUAAUACAGUACAUGAUGAUGAAGAACUGUGGGUGGAGAGAGGAGAUCUGUCAUCCUCUCCUCUCGUUUCCAUGUACUCCAUCUCUUUUGCUUGUCUAAUGCCCCAUUUCCAUAUCUGCCAUGCUUUUUUUCUCUUUAAGUCUGGUUGCACUUUGAGGAGAUGUUGAAUAAUUCAGAGAAAUAAAAAUUUACAGGAUGGUAAAAGAGAGAGACAGUCAGAGAAACACAGCUGUAGAAAGCACAUGAAAAACUGGCAAUUCAAAAGUGAAGCCGGAAUGCACCUAUUUGAGUUGAACCACAAUUUAUUGUCGUAUAAGUGUGUAAGUUGUACGUUUUUAGAAGACAUUUAUGGACUGUUAUGAUGUCUGGGAAGGUUUGGCUUGACUAUUAAGGAAUAUCCUAGGUUCGAAACAAGGUUAAGACCCCGUGAAUUCGCUUGAUUAGCACCAUUUUGUGCCCUGUGUUGACAUUUUCUAUUAAAACAGGAAGUUUGAGUGGGAAACAUUAAAAUCUCAUCCCUUUCUUUUCUUUUCUUUACUUUUUUUUUUUUUUUUUUUAAAGUAGCCAACAGGAAUGAAUCAUGAUUUGCUACAGGUGGUAUCAAGGGGCGGGACAUUCUCAUUCUACAGAUCUGAUUGGACAAAAAUCCAUUCAGUGCAGGAUGAUUCAUCAAUAUUUCUGUCUGUCUAAGAAACAUUUUGUUUUUAAAUGGAAAGUUGUGAAUGUGCAAUAUGUGCUAGAUAUUUUUAACAACUUUUAGGAAUACAUUAGCCUAUAGGUUGUUUCAAAAGCUGUCUGACAUGGGCUAAAAGCAACAAAAACUAUUUUCAUUGGGACUUGAAGCUAUCAUCAAAAACAUCUGUAAGCUGCUGUCAGUAACCUUAGAAAAUAUUGUAAUUACAACCUAAAACAAUUUAAUGCAUUUACAAUGGAAUAUAAUAGCAUAAACAUCACCAUUUCAAAAUUAUAAAUGCUAAGAUUAUGUGUGUUAAAAUGUUUGAUAAUAUUUCUUACUAACCUUGUCUGUGAAGUUAUAUCCAAAUGAACUGCUGACAGACUUUAAACUUGUUUUGAGCUAGUAUAUUCCUUAAAGGAUUUACAGAACACUGACUACUAAAACUGUCUAAUAAUACAAACUACAAAUCCCAUGAUUUAAUGCAACAAUUGUUGUAACCAUCAGGUAGAAAGAUGUUUGUAAAUUCUUUCUGUUAGGUCAGCAUGAGAUCUACCUUAUUCAAUAAAUAAUGAUUAUUAAUAUGAAACCAAUUUUCUACUUAGCAAUGAAACAACUGAACAUAUGGUAGAGGAAAUGUGAUGUUAAUGAUAA